AUGAAGUGGACCUGGGUGUUUGUGGCAGUUUUGCUGUCAUUUGCGGGGCUCUCACUGGGCAAAGACAGCUUGGAUUUCCCCGAAUAUGACGGCAAGGACAGAGUCCACGACCUCCACCUCAAGAACUAUAAGUCUGUGAUGAAGAAGUAUGAUGUCAUGGUGGUGUACUACCAUGACCAUCCCGCAUCCAGCCGCGUCGCCCAGAAACAGUUUGAGAUAGAGGAGUUGGCCCUUGAGCUUGCAGCACAGGUCCUUGCAGAGUUUGAUGAUGAGGACAUCGGAGUCGGGCUCAUUGAUGCGAAGCUUGACAAGGCUUUAGCUAAAAAAUUGGGACUUGAAGAGUCCGACAGCAUCUUCGUCUUCACAGAGGACGAAGUCAUCGAGUACGAUGGAGAGCUUGCAGCUGACACUCUUGUGGAGUUCAUCUUUGAUCUCCUUGAAGAUCCCGUGGAAAUUAUUGACAACAGUAGGGAACUGAAAGGCUUUGAGAACAUCGAAGAGGAGAUCAAAUUGGUGGGCUACUUUAAGAGUCACAAGUCAGAACAUUUUGAGGCUUUUGCUGAUGCUGCCGAAGAGUUCCAUCCUCACAUGAAGUUCUAUGCAACAUUCAAUGCCAAGGUUGCCAAGGCUUUGGACCUCAAGCUUAAUGAGGUGGACUUCUAUGAACCCUUCAUGGAUGAUCCAGUUGUGAUCCCGGGAAAACCUUAUACUGAGGAAGAACUGGUGAAAUUCAUCGAAGAUAAUGACAGGCCAACUCUAAGGAAGCUGCAGCCCCACAACAUGUAUGAAAUUUGGGAUGACCAUGUUGAUGGCGAACACAUCAUUGCAUUUGCUGAGGAGUCUGAUCCAGAUGGCUUUGAGUUCUUGGAGAUCCUAAAGGAAGUAGCAGAGGACAACACAGAACACCCUCACCUCAGCAUUGUCUGGAUUGACCCUGAUGACUUUCCCCUGCUUGUACCUCACUGGGAGAAGAUUUUUGGAAUUGACCUGUCGUCUCCGCAGAUCGGUGUUGUGGAAGCUGAUGAUGCUGACAGUAUCUGGAUGGACCUGGACGACGAUGAUGACAUGCCAUCUGCGGAGGAACUGGAAGACUGGAUUGAGGAUGUUCUGUCAGGAGAAAUCGAUCCUGAUAAUGAUGAUGAUGAUGACGACGAUGAUGAUGACGAUGAUGAUGAUGAUGAUGACGACGAUGAUGACGACGACGACGAUGAUGACGACGAUGACGACGACGAUGAUGAUGAUGACGAUGAUGAUGACGAUGAUGAUGACGACGACGACGACGAUGAUGAUGACGAUGAUGAUGACGACGACGAUGAUGAUGAUUAG
Nerophis lumbriciformis (worm pipefish) is the source of this 1326-nucleotide messenger RNA. The record is from RefSeq and is a predicted model, not a curated record. Lineage: Eukaryota; Metazoa; Chordata; Actinopteri; Syngnathiformes; Syngnathidae.